Fusarium venenatum is the source of this 1668-nucleotide messenger RNA. RefSeq lists its product as uncharacterized. NCBI's taxonomy places the organism in Eukaryota, Fungi, Ascomycota, Sordariomycetes, Hypocreales, Nectriaceae. The record is from RefSeq and is a predicted model, not a curated record.
AUGAGGAACUGGGGGUGUAGAUUAUGUGCUGCCUCGCUUCUGAGCGCAUUUUGGGCUUUGGGGAUCGAGGCAGCCGAUUUCAAAAGAUACGAUGGAGUUCAUAGGAUUGAGAAGGAAUCGCAAAUUACGCAAGCCGCAGGGCUUGGUCGACGAGCCGACGAACAAUGUGCCACGAGUAUGAAAUUGUGCCCAGCAAGUCUGAAUGGAGGUUGCUGUCCCGAGAAUUACGAUUGCGCCAAAGAAAGCUGUCAAGCGACAACAAAGGGUCCCUCAACAUGUGGAACAAAGAUUGGUUGGCAUGUUUGCGAUCCGGUCUACGGAGGUGGCUGCUGUCCGGAUGGAUAUUUGUGUGAAACUGCGGAUGGUUGUGUUCCGCCAUCUGGAUCACCGUAUACAUACGGAUGCCCGAGUAGCCAAUAUCUCUGCCCAUCGUCGUUAAGCUACGGAUGUUGUCCCAACGGCUUGGCUUGCGGCGUGAAUCAGUGUUACCCUUCUGACCCUGUAACCGUCACAAGCACUAUGAUGAUCAUAACGACAAUACAAGGAGAGCGAACAACUUACAGGACGACGGCCAUCGAAGUGAAAACACCAACGGUUCCUACAGCUCUUCCAACAGUCGACGCCGGUGACAAUAACGACCAAGCAGUUCUGAAGUACUUCCCUUCAACGAUACCUAAAGAGAGCCCGAUAUCGUCUUCUGAUAAGGAUAAUGACGAUAAGGGAGGCCUAUCAACCGGCGCACUAGCAGGUAUCAUUGCUGGUUCUGUGGCCUUUCUGAUUAUUGUCCUGGUAACAGCCUUUAUCAUUAUUCGCCAUCUGAAUAAGGUUGUGGCUGCAGUCAGCACCUCAAAGGUAUCGGACAGGUCCCGCGGAUCCAAUACUCAGUCGAGGCCUGCAAGAGAGUUUAAGACGGCGGACUCGGAGGUCGACGAACUGAGCGCCAAUCCCUUGAUCCAUCCAUCGUUAAUACCCCCACGGCCGAGAAACCCAGGACCUGAUUCAGCAGCAACAUCGCCAUUCGGUCCCGCAAGCACAGACUAUAGUUCAAAUGAACCUACACCUGGGGCAAACGGAUACCACGCAAUAUCGACAAGUGCCAAUACGAGUAGGCAUCCCAGCUUCGACGCGAUGGGCAAUCGUGACGACUAUUUCACAGCUGUGGCGGCAGGUGACCAGCAACGAGUCAGCCAGAUUUCUAGGUUCACACAUUCGACAAGGAACAGGUCGAGUACAGACUCGCACGGAACAUAUACUCAUGUGAGGAAUCACAGCAAUGCUUCUGAGGGGUCUGAUGGUACCCCUGGAGUGAUGGCGGGUUCUCAGCCCACAGCAGAGCUUGAGUCAACACCUUAUAUACCAGAGCUACCGAGCUCCCCAUCGUCGGUGGUGUUCCCACGAGACGAGAGACGGCGAUCAUCCGGUAGUAUUCCAAAUACCCAGAGUCGACCCCCAGUUGCUCAGCGGAAUCCUAGCGGCCCACGCAUACGGAGUGAUUCACUCGGUCAAAGCAAUCUCACCAGCGUUACUGAAGAGAUGCAUGGAUUCUAUGGGCCGAGUGAACAUCUCGUGGGCCAGACUGAUACACACCGGCCGGGAACGAGGGGCUCGCAUACCCAGCAGCAAAAUCCACCGAAGGAACACCCUGGUCCUGUGACUGAAGAACCAUAA